AUGACUCUUCUGGUCAUAGAUCUCGGUAUGUUCGGGCAUGAAUCGGCAGGCCAAUUAUGGGUCAGACCGAUUGUGGAUUGGAUUGAGUAUGUGCGUACCGGGCUCUGA
Molecule: messenger RNA, 108 nt
Organism: Capsella rubella
Lineage: Eukaryota; Viridiplantae; Streptophyta; Magnoliopsida; Brassicales; Brassicaceae
Exons: 1
Coding region: 1-108 (35 amino acids)
Source: RefSeq, a predicted model, not a curated record